This is a messenger RNA of Tupaia belangeri chinensis (Chinese tree shrew), 1593 nucleotides long. RefSeq names its product osteoclastogenesis associated transmembrane protein 1 (gene OSTM1). Gene Ontology annotation, cellular component: cytosol. The record is from RefSeq and is a predicted model, not a curated record. Gene Ontology annotation, biological process: osteoclast differentiation. NCBI's taxonomy places the organism in Eukaryota, Metazoa, Chordata, Mammalia, Scandentia, Tupaiidae.
GGCUGCCGUGGAUGUUGGUGAUGCUGCUGCUGUGGUCGGGACUGGCUCUGGGCGCGCUCUCUUUGGGCAGCAGUCAGCACAGGGUCUUCCACGACCUCCUGUCGGAGCAGCAGUUGCUGGAGGUGGAGGACUUGUCCCUGUCCCUGCUGCAGGGUGGAGGGCUGGGGCCGCUGUCUCUGCCCCCGGACCUGCCAGAACUGGAUCCCGAGUGCCGGGAGCGCCUGCUGGACUUCGCCAACAGCAGUGCGGAGCUGACAGGGUGUCUGGUGCGCAGCGCCCGGCCCGUGCGCCUCUGUCAGACCUGCCACCUCCUCUUCCAACAGGUCGUCGUCAAGAUGGACAACAUCAGCCGAGCCGUGGGGAAUACUUCAGAGAGUCAGAGUUGUGCCAGAAGUCUCUUAAUGGCAGAUAGAAUGCAAAUAGUUUUGGUUCUCUCUGAGUUUUUUAAUAAUACAUGGAAGGAGGCAAAUUGUGCAAAUUGCUUAUCGAACAGCAGCGAAGAAUUAUCAAACAGCACAGUGUAUUUCCUCAGUCUGUUUAAUCAAACCUUGACCUGCUUCGAGCAUAACAUUCAGGGGCACGCAAACAGCCUUCUACAGCCAAAAAACUAUUCAGAAGUAUGCAGAAACUGUCAGGAAGCAUACAAAGCUCUGAGUAGUCUGUAUAGUGAAAUGCAAAAAACGAAUGAACAUGAAAAUAAGGCUGAACCUGGAACACAUUUGUGCAUUGAUGUGGAAGAUGCAAUGAACAUUACUCGAAAACUUUGGAGUCGAACUUUCAACUGUUCCGUCCCUUGCAGUGACACAGUGCCUGUAAUUGCUGUUUCUGUGUUCAUUCUCUUUCUGCCUGUUGUCUUCUACCUUAGUAGCUUUCUUCACUCAGAGCAAAAGAAGCGUAAAGUUAUUCUACCCAAACGUCUCAAGUCCAGUACCAGUUUUGCGAACAUUCAAGAAAAUUCAAACUGAAAUCUACCAAAUGGAGAAUUGACGUCGUACUAUGUGGUCAAUGGUGGGAGACACAGCUUGGUCAUAGAGAAGAGAAGCUGGGAUUUGACAAGUCAAGCGCUUAAGAAAUGCAAGGACUUCGGAUUUAUUUUUAAAUAAGAAUUUCCAAUUUUUCUUUCCUUUUCCACCUCUUUUUUAAGAAUUUGGGUAUUUUUAAUUUCCAGGCAUAGCAACAUUGUCUGUUUUAAAGUAUAUUUGUUACAAGCAGAAUAUGCAAGAACAAUCUUUGUUUUAUUUUAUAGGCAUGUUAUUACUAUUUGAGACUUCUGGUAUCUCCUUAUUAUUAACAUAAGUAUCUCAAGUAGAAAAGCUUUUCAGAGCUCCCAUUUAAAAAUUAAUCAAUUACAGCAAGGACUUUGAAAAAAGAAAUAUACUUACCAAAAGGUAGCAGGUCCAAAGAUUAAUGUAAAUCCGUACCCACUGCAGUAUUAGUGUUACAUAUAUAUUUAAUAUGUCUUACAUUAUAAUAAUAUAUCAUUCAAUUUCUGGUAUUCCUAAGGUCAUUUUGAAACCACUAGUUAUAAACCUCCCUAACAAUUUUUAGAAGUGGUCAGCCACAUAGCGUUUAUCUUUGUAAAAAAAAAAAAAA